This is a messenger RNA of Symbiodinium pilosum, 4603 nucleotides long. The record is from the annotation of a GenBank genome assembly. NCBI's taxonomy places the organism in Eukaryota, Dinophyceae, Suessiales, Symbiodiniaceae.
AUGGUCUAUGCCCAGCUCGACCGUGGAGACCAUGUUGCCUGGGAAUGGCCCUCAAACAAUGGUGGCUGGAAAGAGACCGAGGUGAAGAAGCUCAUGAACUACAUGGCCAAGCAGGGCUUCCUCUGCACGACCCUGCUGGAUGGCUGCAUGAUGGGCGUGACCACACCGGACACGGGGGAGGCAAUGAAGAAGCAGUGGCGAAUCGUGACGACCUGCCCCUGCCUUAAGAAAGCCUUGUCUGUUCGGUGCGACAAGACACAUGGACACGCCGAAUGUAUUGGCCAUGGCCGUGCUUUGAGUUCUGGCUUCUACCCGGUGAAGAUGUGCAAAACCAUUGCCCAGGUUGUGCUGACCUCUGGCUAUGAAUCGGCAAAGCUGGUCGAGGACUGGGUCUACGGGCUUCAAGAAGAACCGCUGCUCCAAGGAAAGCUUACACCGGAAGAUCGAAAGAAGGCAGUGGCCCUGGUACAUCGUCUACAUGUUCGUGCCGGACAUCCGUCGAAGAAGCUGCUUGCCAAUGUUCUUCGUGCCCGUGGUGCUCACCCAGAGGUGGUCAAGAUUGCCUUGGAGCACGAGUGUGCCGACUGCCAGGAGAUGAGACUUCCAUCUUUGUCCCAGAGUGUGUCGCUGCAGCAGAGUGAUACUCCAUGGAAGGUCAUCCAGAUCGACAAUGCCGAGCUUCGUGUGGAAGACAAGGUGACGCACUUCAUGGUGAUCACCGACGAGGCCACCCACUACAUGAAGGUGGUCAAGCUGUUCGAGCGCGACGUCCAGGAGGGCCGCAACGCCACUGCCGAGGAGGCCAUUCUUGCAAUUGAGCAGAGCUGGGUCCAGUCCUAUGGCUUCCCCGACCGGAUACGGCUCGAUCCUGAAGGACGUGUGGAGAUGACACCCUGUCCGGCUGAAGCUCACAACCAGAUCGGCCAAGUUGAGUCGCUGAUUGGCAAGGUGAAGCAAGAUGCCAUCACCCUCCUCUCCGGCAUGCCGAUCGGUGCUCAUCGAGCUCAAGGAUUCAGUCCGGUCCAAUGGGCUUUUGGGCGGGAUUUCAAUCCUGAAGGCCGUCUGUUCGACACCGAGCAGGGCGUCCCUUUUCUCCAGAACUCCACAACUCCUGGACACACCUUCUAUGACCAGAUGAGCGUAAGGCAAGCUGCGGAAGACAUCUCGAGGAGGUCCCAGGCCACCUACCAGUUGGGCCGUUUGCUCAACAUGCGGACGAGGAGGACUACAAGGUUCGUCCCCGGAGACUUGGUGUUUUACCGCCGAGUGCAACCUCCUGCUGAUAUCCCGGCUCACCCUGGACUUGGCUUUGCAAAGGUUGGUCAGGGGAGGUGGUUUGGCCCAGCUAGAGUCCUUGCCAGCGAGACGAGAACGGACGCCCAAGGACAAGAACGACGGCCAGCACACACGGUCUGGAUCACCGCAAACGGCCGGUUGAAGCGAUGCGCCCCUGAGCAGCUACGCCACGCUUCCGAUAGGGAAGCUGCCAUCGCUGAGGCCUCUGAGACGGUGACUCCGACGUGGACUUUCCACAGCCUACUCCAGCAGCUCAACCCGCGUGCCUACGACGUCUACGACGACCACGUGUUCCCUGAGGACAUACGAGUUCGACCUGCACGAGCACGUUCUCGAACACCAGCUCAUGAAGGUGAAGGACGAGGACAACCGGAAGAAGAACAAAGAACGAGGUCACGGACACCGGCGAGAGACGACAAAGCUCCAGAAGCGGCUCCAGUUGAAGACCAACCGGAAGAAGGACAAAGAACCAGGUCACGGACACCGGGUGAGCAGACCAGCACUGGUCGCAAGGUACGUGGUCCAGACAGGAUCGGUCCUUUGAGGAAUCCUGUCACGCCUUCUACAUCUUCCACACAGCCUGACCCGAGUACCGUGACCACUGACGGCCCGAGGUACUUGAACGACCCGAGCUACGACCCAACGUUGUUCAGGUUCCUGCAGGACGAGCAGGCUCGACAAGGAGGAGCUGACCUACAGCGCCAACCCCUGUUCAAGAAGCAGAAGCAGGCUCACACGCAGCGCGCGCAGCAAGGCUCCCGUCCCGCUUCGACGACCCGAACGACUUCCUUGCCUCCGGCCUCGGCGACUCAGGUAGCGGAGGGCUACGUGACACAGCCAGAGGAGGCCAGCCAGGACUUCUACGUGGACGUGCGCGAGAAUGAGCUGGUGAUGUGUGCCAUAGAGCUUCCUGUUCCUAACAAGGAGUCUGAAUGGAAGCGCCUGAAGCGUGAUGCCUCUGCUUGGAUGGCAAAGGGACUUCGAAAACAAGAAGUCUCGUACAGCAAGCUUGAUCAGGAGGGCCGCAAAGGCUUCGACAAGGCUAAGGAGAAUGAGGUCACUCAAUGGAUCCAGGAAGCUGCAGCAAAGCGCAUCGAAGGGUACGUGCCGAGGCAUCGUAUCAUGCGCAUGAGGUGGGUCCUUACGUACAAGGAGACCGGUGCCCCGAAAGCGAGAAUAGUCAUAGUUGGCUACGAAGAUCCGGACAUAACGUCCCUGGUCUCGAGUUCUCCAACGAUGUCUAGACGCACGCGGCAACUUGUUUUCCAGCAAGCCGCCUUGCGGUCGUGGCGUACGUUAAAGGCCGAUGUAAAAUCGGCUUUCCUCCAGACCGCUCCCACGCAGCUUUCCAGAGCCGUGUUCGCGCGGCCGGUUCCUGAACUCGCGAAAGCGAUGAACCUCAAAGAAGGGCAGACCAUACAGCUCGCAAAGGCGGCGUAUGGGUUGAUAAACGCUCCGGCCGAGUGGCACCGGGAUAUAAAUCGCACGCUAACCUCUCUUGGUUUUAACCAACUACGCACGGAACCGUGCUGUUGGAAAUACGUGCGGUACGAGAAUGGAGUUCCACGCCUUUUAGGCGUCGUGUGCGCCCACGUUGAUGACUUUAUCAUUACAGGAUGUGAGCAGGAUCCUGAGUGGGUCGCAGCAGUCUCCGGAUUCCAUUCAAAAUAUCGUUUCUCCCCAUGGGAGUGUGUGAACUACAAUCACUGCGGAGUGGCCGUUCGCGAGGGCAACAGUGAGUUCAUCCUUGAUCAGUCGACCUACUGCUCUCAGAUCGAGGAGAUCAAGUUUGAAGCCCGAAACGAAGACGAUCUGGCCACAAAAGAUGAGAUCACACAACUCCGAGGAGUACUUGGUGCCGUUCAAUGGCGCGCUUAUAGCACUGCCCCUCAGCUCCUGGUGCAGUUAAGCAUGCUGCAGUCCAUGAUCAGCAAGGCCACAGUGAAAACUCUGAAGCUGGCAAACAAGCUCGUGCGAGAGGCGUUCCACAAUCGCUUCCAGCACAUACGCAUCACUGGUCUGGAUGGCCUAGACCCAGAGGAGGUGAACUUCGUUGCCUGGAGUGAUGCUGCAGUCGGCAAUAGGCCAGACUUUGGAUCAACCGGUGGCUACCUGGUCUGUGCGACCACGCCAGCCAUGCUGAAAGGAGAAGCCGCUCCUGUGACUCCUGUGAGCUGGAGAUCUGGGCGCCUGCAGAGAGUGGCCAGGUCUUCGCUGGCUGCAGAGACUCAAGCAGCUAGUGAGGCAGAGGAGGAACUCAUGAUGGUCCGCUUGCAAUGGUGCGAGAUGCUCGGCUACGAGGUCGAUUUGAAGCGCCCCGGCAAGGACAUCCAGAAGGUUCCGGCGGCCCUGGUCACGGAUGCGAAGAGCCUCUACGACGUGCUCAUCAAGGAGGACCUGAACACGACGGCGGCGGGCCUCAAGGAGAAGUACUCGGCUUUGGAGCUUCUUUCUUUGUCUGAGCGGCUUCGUGAAGGAAAGACCUGGCGUUCGUUGGGUGAACUCCGCGCUGAAAACAAAGGUCAGCCGCUGCAAGUGCUGGUGAGAGUGAUUGAUGUCUUUGGGGCAGCAACAGCUGCAGCGCCGGAUGGUGAGCGGGAGCUGCCCAAGGCUCGACGGCUGCCGCAGAGCAAACUCCAGGGAGGCUUUUUGGAGUCCUUCUUACAGUCUGACGCAUGCGGUUUCAAUACUCGAUGCGAUUGCUCCGAAGCAAGUUUCUCUGAUGAGCGCCAGAAGUACAGAACGCACAAGACUCGUCGUGAUGACUUACUGGAGGAGCUUUUUGCAGCACAUGAUCUGAACAAGAACGGUCUGCUCGAGGAGUUGGAGUUGAUCCAGUUGAACAAGAAGAUUGUUCUGCUUCAUUAUGGUCGCAAUGCGGAUAUGGAUGCUGUCAAGACCAAGUACCAGGAUAUCUUUCGCCGGAACCUGAAUGUCAAUGGGGACCCAAUUAACUUCCCUGUCUUCCGCGAGUACAUUCAGCAGGUCCUGAACUCCAUCGAUACCGAUCCUGCUGCCCAGGAGAUGAUAUUAGAGCAGUGGCUGGCAGAAGCUCAGGCUGCCCGGCUCAUGUUCCACAUGCCAUCCGCGAUGAGCGUGUCGGAUCUGCCCUUCUUGGCCACCAUCUCAUUUGACCAGGACGAUCUUCAGAACAAGCCUGUAAGCCGACGCUCUGUGGAUACUGUGUCCACUACGGCCUCGGCUUCCAUGCCGGUGGUGACGUCGCGAGCACCGGCUCGAUGCACCUCCUUUGUCCAUGUGGGCCCGCCAACGGAAGAGGAGAAGGCAUACAUGCGCCCAUGGACCU